This is a messenger RNA of Porites evermanni, 1263 nucleotides long. The record is from the annotation of a GenBank genome assembly. NCBI's taxonomy places the organism in Eukaryota, Metazoa, Cnidaria, Anthozoa, Scleractinia, Poritidae.
AUGUGUCCACGUGAUUGGCUAUACCGAGAUGGGUCUUGCUACCGAGCCUACAACCCAGAGAAAUCAUGGAAUAAAGCACUAGAGUACUGCCAAGAAAAAGAAGGCGAACUAGUUAGCAUUAAUUCGGACAGAGAGCAGCAGUUUGUUUACCAAAACAUGGCUGUUAACAAAACAUUGUGGAUCGGUCUGGUUAAAGAUCGACGUUUGGGGAUUUUUCGUUGGUCUAACGGCCAGAGAUUGACUUUUACAAACUGGAUAGAGAAGCCGAACAUAUCUGGCCAUGAAGACUGCGGUGAGAUGACAGACUAUAGUGUCUUUCACGGUCAGUGGAACGACAACACAUGUUCUACAAAACUGCCAUUUAUCUGUGAGAAAGGUGAAGUUAUGUUAAUUUCCUUAGCCCGGUUAGCCCAUUUAUAGGGGCAAAAGGACGAGAAACGACUGGAAAACUCAUUAAGGGGUGAUUAUCAUUUACACAAUGAACCAUUCGCUUGAAACGUCCGUGUAUAAAUCUUUCACGUUGUGGGAGAAGGACCCGCUACAAAGUCUGUAAAGACCUAGAGGGGCUAUGUCACAUGAAUUGAAUUCUAGUUUUGUUAUUAAGACUAUGUAAAUGUAACUGUCUCCUGUCACCUGUUGCGACGGAUAUAGUUAGGCCAACCUUUCAAGUUUUAGUAUUAUGCCUUCAAAAAUCACAAAAAUAUUCAGAUUAUGGUUCGUGCUCAUAAAUGAAAUUUGUUUUGUGUAUGAGUUAAGACACUAAGUAAUGCCUUCAGCACAGCAUUGACUUAAAACAACAAUAUCCUCGUGACUUAGCCCCUUUAAGAAAACACAUCUCCUGAAAAGCCGGGGAAAUAUUUUCUAACCUAAACGGAAUGGCGUGAAUCAUUUAAUUCUUCGAUCGGAAUUCCCAGUUUCCGCACUUAAAGUAUUGUGAUAAUUUUUUAAAAAAAAUUACAGAUCGUUUUUCAGUAAUAUACGAACCCUUCCUCCAAAACAGGUGCGUUGUUUGGCCGAUAUUUCAAACAGUUAACUGGGAAACAGCUGGACAAUCACGUUAUAAGCCACGUGACCACCACAUCAAGUGACUUGGAAUGCCUGCUUUGGUGCCAACGUCAUAUGAACUGCCAGUCAGUCAAUUACAGACAGAACUUGAAACAAGACCGUAUGUGCGAAUUAAGUAAUGCUAGUCAAGUGGGAUUUCCCGACGACCUCAUAGAUAACAAAGAUUUCAGUUAUUUCGAGUCUAUAGAGUUAACAUGA